Molecule: messenger RNA, 1204 nt
Organism: Pseudomassariella vexata
Lineage: Eukaryota; Fungi; Ascomycota; Sordariomycetes; Amphisphaeriales; Pseudomassariaceae
Exons: 3
Coding region: 215-826 (203 amino acids)
Molecular function (GO): calcium ion binding
Source: RefSeq, a predicted model, not a curated record
UUCGCACUAACAGCAUGCCCACAGGUUCGCAGAGCCCGAGCCCAAGCCCGGCGCACCCCAGCCCUCGUCCAGAUACGACAGCAAGCCGCCUCCGCCCAUUCCUCACCCCCAGCAGAACUCUGGACGUCCUCACCAAAACUCAGACCCGCGUCAUGCCGAUAUAAGGCGUUUAUCGCCGUCCCAGCCCCAGUUUGGCGGCGGCCACCAAUCUCCCAUGUCACCGCCCCCGAUGGCAUCGGGACCCCGACCGGCUGCUCAGAACCGCCCACCUCCUCAGAGCAGACCGCCACCUUCUCCGGCGCCGCAGGAGGGCGGGUCUGAUCCGACGUUGUUACCUCUUUUCAGAGCUGUGGAUAAAGAUGGUACCGGCCAGCUCUCGGAGAGAGAACUCAGCGCCGCCCUAGUCAACGGCGACUGGACGGCCUUCGACCUGCACACGGUGCGCAUGAUGAUACGCAUGUUCGACAGCGACCGGUCGGGUACCAUCGGCUUCGCCGAGUUCUGCGGCCUGUGGUCUUUUCUGGCGUCGUGGCGCACCCUGUUCGACCGCUUCGACGCUGACCGCAGCGGCAACAUCAGCCUAGAGGAAUUCAACAACGCUCUUGUCGCCUUCCGGUAUCGCCUCAGCCCCGGGUUCGUCGAUCUGCUCUUCCAGACGUACGACAAGCGCAACGAGGGCGUCAUGAGCUUCGACCUCUUCGUCCAGGCCUGCAUCAGCCUCAAGCGCAUGACGGAUGUGUUCAAGAAGUAUGAUGAUGAUCGGGAUGGAUAUAUCACAUUAAGCUUUGAGGAUUUCUUGACCGAGAUCUUAAAGCAGCUGAAGUGAGAGGGAAAGGGUGACUGGGAAUGACUUUCUGGCUCUUGCAUCUUGAUGUCGGAUGGGAACGAUGCGGAGAUAUUUUGUAAUAUUUCGCGUACACCGAUUAAUGAGAGCUGGAUACGCAUGAAAGAAUGACUGUGCUCAUGAAUUCGCCAAUACAUUCUACACAGCUUGUUUUUUUUUUUGCAGACUUGGCGACAUCACAAAAGAUAGAUACCCCAGGUCACAGAGGCAGAAUACCUGACCUGGUCAUGAGCUGACAUUGCAAACUUCCUAGUGUACCUCAAUGCCUUUUUGAAUGAAUGACAGACUCUGCCGGAACCGUGCAAUAUCCCUUGAUGAUUUUGGCAGUUUUUGACAAUUGGCAUUAAAUGCGGUAGUAAC